This is a messenger RNA of Agrilus planipennis (emerald ash borer), 1689 nucleotides long. RefSeq lists its product as uncharacterized. Bases 1 to 1689 code for a protein of 562 amino acids. Gene Ontology annotation, molecular function: aspartic-type endopeptidase activity. Lineage: Eukaryota; Metazoa; Arthropoda; Insecta; Coleoptera; Buprestidae. The transcript has 2 exons. Gene Ontology annotation, biological process: proteolysis. The record is from RefSeq and is a predicted model, not a curated record.
AUGGAACCGUUGAAGAAGAAAAGAACUGUGUUAAGAAUUGGUUUUACGAAGGCCCUGAAUUCAUUACAAGUGAUGUUGGACAAUGCAGAAUCUACAAUUGCAAGUUUGAGAGUCGCGUUUUGUACUUUGGAAGAUAAGUUAACCGAUUUAAAUUAUUGUCAAGAUUCUAUAAUUGAGGCCAUAUUAGAGACCGCUACCGAGACUGAGUUACAAAAGGAGUACGAUGAAGCAGAUGAGUACAAGCAUAGGUUUUUAACAGCCAAAUACUUGUUCACCGAACGUACCAUGGGUGAUAGUAAUUUAGUGCAAAAUUUGGUUGAUUGUGCGGUCCCGUCGGGUUCUUCUUCUAACGGUGAAAACAAGAGAUCUUAUAAGUUGCCGUCGAUAGAAAUUGUUAAGUUUAACGGAGACAUUCGUGAGUGGCUGUCUUUUUGGAGUUGUUUCAAGAAAAUCCAUGAGGACAAAAAUAUGUGCAAUGAAGACAAGUUCCAGUAUUUGAAACAAGCGGUUGUGCCGGACUCAAGAGCAGCGGAGUUAGUUAAAAGUUACCCACCAACUGGAAGCAAUUAUGAUAAAGUAAUAAGAAGUUUAAAGAGUAGGUUCGGUCAAGACGAACUUUUGAUUGAAGUUUACGUGCGUGAAUUGUUGCAACUUGUGCUGCAAAAUGCUAUUAAAGGACGUGGUAAUAUUUCACUUGCAAGCUUGUAUGAUAGAUUGGAAUCUCAUUUGAGGGCCCUGGAAACAUUAGGAGUUACCACGGACAAGUGCGCGGCGAUGUUGUACCCGUUAGUAGAAUCUUCCUUGCCGGAGGACUUAUUACGCGCGUGGCAACGCAGUGACGCUGGAAAACACAAUUCGGACGCGGAAGAUGGAAAACCGCGAUCCAAAGACAGACUCACCCGUCUUAUAGAAUUUAUCGAGAGGGAGGUACAAAGUGAGUUGCGAAUUUCGUUGGCGUUACAAGGUUUUAAUUUAGAUACUGGGCACGAAUCUGAUAUUAAGAAAUCUAAGCCGUAUAAAUUUAAUAGAAAUAUUCCGAGCGCGAUGGGUUUGUUAAUGACCAAAGGAAAAGACCACACCUGUAUAUUUUGCGACGCCAAAGAUCACGAGAGUGAGGGUUGCAAUAAAGCUAAAAGAAUGAGUUUAUCGGGUAAACAAGAGUGUGUGAAGAGAGCGCGUGCGUGUUUUAAGUGUCUUAAAAUCGGGCAUGGUUUCAAAACUUGUCGAGUCCGCGUAAAAUGUUCGCGAUGUGAACGAAGACACGUAAAUUUGAUGUGUCCAGAUGAGAAACCAAGAGAACAAAGGGAUGAAAUUGCGAGCGCAGAUACUUCCGCGCCAGUGCGGAAAGAGUUGAAUUGUAUCGCGAGCAUUUCCAAUAACAAAAUGGUGUUCCUGCAAACAUUAAAAGUAAAAAUUUACAGCGAUAAUAGAGAACUGAUUGCGCGCGUGUUGAUUGAUAGUGGAUCACAAAGAUCUUACGUGACGAAAGAUAUAAUCGAAAAAUUGGGUUACCAAUCGGUGGGUGAACAAAGAUUAAGUCAUAUGCUUUUCGGUGGCGGGCAGUCGGAAGUUGUCGCACACAAAGAAUAUCGCAUCAAUGCUGAAGAAGCAAACCACACCCUUCUUCUAUUGACCUUCUUCCUCGAUAUCUUUCAAGGCCAUUGUUCGGCUGCUACCAUCCCUUUUUAG